Sorex fumeus (smoky shrew) is the source of this 7701-nucleotide messenger RNA. It is a transcript of the gene ABCA2, whose product is annotated as ATP binding cassette subfamily A member 2. The transcript has 48 exons. Gene Ontology annotation, biological process: lipid transport; transmembrane transport. Gene Ontology annotation, cellular component: membrane; intracellular membrane-bounded organelle. The record is from RefSeq and is a predicted model, not a curated record. Lineage: Eukaryota; Metazoa; Chordata; Mammalia; Eulipotyphla; Soricidae. Bases 87 to 7316 code for a protein of 2409 amino acids. Gene Ontology annotation, molecular function: ATP binding; ATP hydrolysis activity; lipid carrier activity.
CGCGCGGGCUAUGUGGAGCUGUGCGGAACGGGCGGCUGGCGCGCAGAGGAACGGGCGGCGGCGGCGAGCGGCCGGGCGGCCCCGCCAUGGGUUUCUUGCACCAGCUGCAGCUGCUGCUCUGGAAGAACGUGACGCUGAAGCGCCGGAGCCCGUGGGUUCUGGCCUUUGAACUCUUCAUCCCGCUGGUCCUCUUCUUCAUCUUGCUGGGCCUGAGGCAGAAGAAACCCACCAUCUCCGUGAAGGAAGCCUUCUACACGGCCUCACCGCUGACCUCGGCGGGCAUCCUGCCCGUGAUGCAGUCCCUGUGCCCAGAGGGCCAGCGGGAUGAGUUUGGCUUCCUGCAGUAUGCCAACUCCACGGUCACCCAGCUGCUGGAGCGCCUCAGCCGCGUGGUGGAGGACAGUAACCUGUUUGACCCGGCACGCCCCAGCCUGGGCUUGGAGCUCGAGGCUCUGCGCCAGCGCCUGGAAGCCCUGGGAGCCGUCCCAGAGCCCAGGGACGGAGCCCCACAGGGCCAUGCAGUGUCUGCCUUCUCUCUGGACUCGGUGGCCCGGGACCCGAGGGAGCUCUGGCGUUUCCUGACUCAAAACCUGUCCCUGCCCAACGGCACAGCCCAGGCUCUCCUGGGCGCGCGGGUGGACCUGUCUGAGGUGCAUCGCCUGCUGUUCGGCCCGUCGCCUGCCCUGGACGCAGAGCCCAGCCUCUCUAACCACCUGUUUCGGAUGGAGGAGCUGCUGUUGGCGCCGGCCCUCCUGGAGCGACUGACGUGCGCCCCCGGCUCCGGGGAGCUGGGCCGCAUCCUCACCGUGGGGCAGGGUCGCCAGGCUGCUCUGCGGAGCUACUGGGACGCCGUCUGCAGUGGCCAGGCCACAGCCCGUGCCCAGCGCUUUGCACAGCUGGCAGCAGAGCUCCGGAACCAGCUGGACAGGGCCAAAAUUGCCCAGCAGCUGGGCCUGGACACAGCCCUCAAGGGCGCAGCGCUUCCGCAGCAACCCCCGCCCCCGCGGCAGAUGCAGGCAUUGCUGGAGGACCUGCUGGACGCCCGAAAGCUCCUGCAGGGUGUGGACGUUCUCUCGGCCCUGGCCCUGCUGUUGCCUCAGGGUGCCUGUGCUGGCCCAGCCGUCGGCCCCGGGGGCGCGGGCAAUAGCACGGGGUCAGGCCUUGGUCCUGGUGCCAACGGCUCCACAGAGGACGCAGCAGCCUCCUCCGCUGGCCCCGCCUCGGCGGACACGCUGCAGGGUCAGUGCGCGGCCUUCGUGCAGCUCUGGGCGGGCCUGCAGCCCAUCCUGUGCGGCAACAACCGAACCAUCGAGCCCGAGGCCCUGCGGAGGGGCAACAUGAGCUCACUGGGCUUCACGAGCAAGGAGCAGAGGAACCUGGGCCUCCUGGUGCACCUCAUGACCAGCAACCCCAAGAUCCUGUACGCGCCCGCGGGCUCCGAGGCUGACCGGGUCAUCCUCAAGGCCAACGAGACCUUCGCCUUCGUCGGCAACGUGACGCACUACGCCCAGCUCUGGCUCAACAUCUCCGCUGAGAUCCGCAGCUUCUUGGAGCAGGGCCGGCUGCAGCAGCACCUGCACUGGCUGCAACAGUCCGUGGCAGAGCUGCGGCUGCACCCGGAGGUGCUGAACCUGUCUGCCGAGGCGCUGCCGCCCGCCCUGCGCCAGGACGACUUCUCCUUGCCCAACGGCUCUGCCCUCCUGCAGCAGCUGGACACUAUUGACAAUGCAGCCUGUGGCUGGAUCCAGUUCAUGUCCAAGGUGAGCGUGGACAUCUUCAAGGGCUUUCCCGACGAGGAGAGCAUCGUCAACUACACGCUGAACCAGGCCUACCAGGACAAUGUCACAGUGUUUGCCAGUGUGAUCUUCCAGACACGCAAGGAUGGCUCCCUGCCGCCCCACGUCCACUACAAGAUCCGCCAGAACUCCAGCUUCACGGAGAAAACCAAUGAGAUCCGCCGGGCCUACUGGCGCCCAGGGCCCAACACUGGGGGCCGCUUCUACUUCCUGUAUGGCUUCGUGUGGAUCCAGGACAUGAUGGAGCGAGCCAUCAUCAACACCUUCGUGGGCCACGACGUCGUGGAGCCCGGCAACUAUGUGCAGAUGUUCCCCUAUCCCUGCUACACGCGGGACGACUUCCUGUUUGUCAUCGAGCACAUGAUGCCACUCUGCAUGGUCAUCUCCUGGGUCUACUCGGUGGCCAUGACGAUCCAGCAUAUCGUGGCCGAGAAAGAGCAUCGCCUGAAGGAGGUGAUGAAGACCAUGGGCCUGAACAAUGCCGUGCACUGGGUGGCCUGGUUCAUCACGGGCUUUGUGCAGCUGUCCAUCUCAGUGACCGCACUCACGGCCAUCCUCAAGUACGGCCAGGUGCUUAUGCACAGCCAUGUGCUGAUCAUCUGGCUCUUCCUGGCCGUCUACGCUGUGGCCACCAUCAUGUUCUGCUUCCUGGUGUCUGUGCUGUACUCCAAGGCCAAGCUGGCCUCGGCCUGCGGCGGCAUCAUCUACUUCCUGAGCUACGUGCCCUACAUGUACGUGGCCAUCCGGGAAGAGGUGGCCCAUGACAGGAUCACUGCCUUCGAGAAAUGCAUUGCGUCCCUGAUGUCCACCACUGCCUUCGGCCUGGGCUCCAAGUACUUUGCCCUGUAUGAGGUGGCGGGCGUGGGCAUUCAGUGGCACACCUUCAGCCAGUCCCCGGUGGAGGGGGACGACUUCAACCUGCUGCUGGCAGUGACCAUGCUGAUGGUAGACGCCGUCGUCUACGGGGUGCUCACGUGGUACAUUGAAGCCGUGCACCCAGGCAUGUACGGGCUGCCCCGGCCCUGGUACUUCCCGCUGCAGAAGUCCUACUGGCUGGGCAGUGGGCGGACGGAAGCCUGGGAGUGGAGCUGGCCGUGGGCUCGUGCCCCCCGCCUCAGCGUCAUGGAGGAGGACCAGGCGUGUGCCAUGGAGAGCCGGCGCCUGGAGGAGAUGCGUGGCAUGGAGGAGGAGCCCACCCACCUGCCCCUGGUGGUCUGCGUGGACAAGCUCACCAAGAUCUAUAAGACGGACAAGAAGCUGGCCUUGAACAAGCUGAGCCUGAACCUCUAUGAGAACCAGGUGGUCUCCUUCCUGGGCCACAAUGGGGCGGGCAAGACCACCACCAUGUCCAUCCUGACCGGCCUGUUCCCGCCCACGUCUGGCUCGGCCACCAUCUACGGGCAUGACAUCCGCACGGAGAUGGACGAGAUCCGCAAGAACCUGGGCAUGUGUCCACAGCACAACGUGCUCUUCGACCGGCUCACCGUGGAGGAGCACCUGUGGUUCUACUCCAGGCUGAAGAGCAUGGCCCAGGCGGAGAUCCGCAAGGAGAUGGACAAGAUGAUCGAGGACCUGGAGCUCUCCAACAAGCGGCACUCACUGGUGCAGACACUGUCGGGAGGCAUGAAGCGCAAGCUUUCUGUGGCCAUCGCCUUUGUGGGUGGGUCCCGCGCCAUCAUCCUGGACGAGCCCACCGCCGGGGUGGACCCCUACGCUCGCAGGGCCAUCUGGGACCUCAUCCUGAAAUACAAGCCUGGCCGCACCAUCCUCCUGUCCACCCACCACAUGGACGAGGCUGACCUGCUCGGGGACCGCAUCGCCAUCAUCUCCCAUGGGAAGCUCAAAUGCUGCGGCUCCCCGCUCUUCCUCAAGGGCGCCUAUGGCGAUGGCUACCGCCUCACACUGGUCAAGCAGCCAGCCCAGCCCGGGGACCCACCAGAGCCAGGCCCGACGUCCAGCCCUUCGGGCCGCGCCCAGCUGAGCUGCUGCUCUGAACCCCAAGUCUCCCAGUUCAUCCGCAAGCACGUGGCCUCCUGCCUGCUGGUCUCUGACACCAGCACUGAGCUCUCCUACAUCCUGCCCAGCGAGGCCGCCAAGAAGGGCGCCUUUGAGCGCCUCUUCCAGCACCUGGAGUGCAGUUUGGAUGCGUUGCACCUGAGCAGCUUUGGGCUCAUGGACACCACGCUGGAAGAGGUGUUCCUCAAGGUGUCCGAGGAAGACCAGUCCCUGGAGAACAGUGAGGCAGAUGUGAAGGAGUCCAGGAAGGAGGUGUUCUCGGCGACCGAAGCGGCUCCUACAGGGAGCCUGGCGCAGAGCUCGGAGCUGGCCCAGUCCCAGGCGUCCCUGCAGUCCACGUCCUCGGUGGGCUCAGGCUCUGCCGACGUCUCUGGCAACUACCGCCCACUCCUGAACAACCUGCAGGACCCUGACAACGUCAGCCUGCAAGAGGCCGAGGCCGAGGCUCUGAGACGAGAGGGCCGGGGCAGCCGCAAGAUGGAGGGCUGGGCGCUGAGGCUGCGCCAGUUCCACGGGCUCCUGGUGAAGCGCUUCCACUGUGCCCGCCGCAACUCCAAGGCGCUGUCCUCCCAGAUCCUGUUGCCCGCCUUCUUCGUCUGCGUGGCCAUGACCGUGGCCCUCUCUGUCCCCGAGAUCGGUGACUUGCCCCCACUGGUCCUGUCGCCCUCCCAGUACCACAACUACACGCAGCCACGUGGCAACUUCAUCCCCUACGCCAACGAGGAGCGCCGGGAGUACCGGUUGCGGCUGUCGCCCGACGCCAGCCCCCAGCAGCUCGUGAGCACCUUCCGGCUGCCGUCUGGCGUGGGGGCCACCUGUGUGCUGAAGUCUCCGGCCAACGGCUCGCUGGGCCCCGUCGUGAACCUGAGCAGCGGUGAGUCCCGGCUGCUGGCUGCGCGCUUCUUCGACAGCAUGUGCCUGGAGUCCUUCACUCAGGGCUUGCCGCUGUCCAACUUCGUGCCGCCCCCGCCCUCCCCGGCCCCCUCUGACGCCCCCCUCUCCGCCGACGAGGACCCCUUGCAGACCUGGAACUCCUCCCUGCCACCCACCUCAGGGCCAGAGAACUGGACCUCGGCGCCCUCGCUGCCCCGCCUGGUGCGGGAGCCCGUGCGCUGCGUCUGCUCCCCCCAGGGAACGGGCUUCUCCUGCCCGGGGGGUGUGGGCGGGCACCCCCCGCAGGUGCGCGUGGUCACAGGAGACAUCCUCACGGAUAUCACCGGGCACAAUGUCUCCGAGUACCUGCUCUUCACCUCCGACCGCUUCCGCCUGCACCGGUACGGGGCCAUCACCUUCGGCAAUGUGCAGAAGUCCAUCCCCGCGUCAUUUGGCGCGCGAGCGCCGGCCAUGGUGCGGAAAAUAGCUGUGCGCAGAGUGGCACAGGUGUUCUACAACAACAAGGGCUACCACAGCAUGCCCACCUACCUCAACAGCCUUAACAACGCCAUUCUGCGCGCCAACCUGCCCAAAAGCAGAGGCAACCCUGCAGCCUAUGGCAUCACUGUCACCAACCACCCCAUGAACAAGACCAGUGCCAGCCUCUCCCUGGAUUACCUGUUGCAGGGCACCGACGUGGUCAUCGCCAUCUUCAUCAUCGUGGCCAUGUCCUUUGUGCCGGCCAGCUUCGUGGUCUUCCUGGUGGCCGAGCAGUCCACCAAGGCCAAGCACCUGCAGUUCGUCAGCGGCUGCGACCCCGUCAUCUACUGGCUGGCCAACUACGUGUGGGACAUGCUCAACUACCUGGUCCCGGCCACCUGCUGCGUCAUCAUCCUGUUCGUGUUCGACCUGCCGGCCUACACGUCACCCACCAACUUCCCGGCAGUGCUCUCGCUCUUCCUGCUCUAUGGGUGGUCCAUCACCCCCAUCAUGUACCCGGCCUCCUUCUGGUUCGAGGUUCCCAGCUCAGCCUACGUGUUCCUCAUCGUCAUCAACCUCUUCAUCGGCAUCACAGCCACCGUGGCCACGUUCCUGCUACAGCUCUUUGAGCACGACAAGGACUUGAAGGUGGUCAACAGUUACCUGAAGAGCUGCUUCCUCAUCUUCCCCAACUACAACCUGGGCCACGGGCUCAUGGAGAUGGCCUACAAUGAGUACAUCAAUGAGUACUAUGCCAAGAUCGGCCAGUUUGACAAGAUGAAGUCCCCGUUCGAGUGGGAUAUUGUCACGCGGGGGCUGGUGGCCAUGACAGUUGAGGGCUUCGUGGGCUUCUUCCUCACCAUCAUGUGCCAGUACAACUUUCUCCGGCAGCCGCAGCGCAUGCCAGUGUCCACCAAGCCCGUGGAGGACGAUGUGGACGUGGCCAGCGAGCGGCGGCGAGUGCUGCGUGGGGACGCGGACAAUGACAUGGUCAAGAUCGAAAACUUGACCAAGGUGUACAAGUCGCGGAAGCUUGGCCGCAUCCUGGCUGUGGACCGGCUGUGUCUGGGAGUGCGUCCCGGGGAGUGCUUCGGGCUCCUGGGCGUCAACGGCGCAGGCAAGACCAGCACCUUCAAGAUGCUGACGGGCGACGAGAGCACAACGGGGGGCGAGGCCUUCGUCAAUGGGCACAGUGUGCUCCGGGAGCUGCUGCAGGUCCAGCAGAGCCUUGGCUACUGCCCGCAGUUCGACGCCCUGUUCGAUGAGCUCACAGCCCGGGAGCACCUGCAGCUCUACACAAGGCUCCGGGGCAUCCCCUGGAAGGACGAGAAGCAGGUGGUGAAGUGGGCCCUGGAGAAGCUGGAGCUGACCAAGCACGCUGACAGGCCUGCGGGCACCUACAGUGGAGGCAACAAGCGGAAGCUGUCGGCUGCCAUAGCCCUCAUUGGCUACCCCUCCUUCAUCUUUCUGGACGAGCCCACUACAGGCAUGGACCCCAAAGCGCGGCGCUUCCUCUGGAACCUCAUUCUGGACCUCAUCAAAACAGGGCGCUCGGUGGUGCUGACAUCACACAGCAUGGAGGAGUGUGAGGCGCUGUGCACGCGCCUGGCCAUCAUGGUCAACGGGCGCCUGCGCUGUCUGGGUAGCAUCCAGCACUUGAAGAACCGGUUUGGGGAUGGCUACAUGAUCACCGUGAGGACCAAGAGCAGCCAGAACGUGAAGGACGUGGUGCGCUUCUUCAAUCGCAACUUCCCGGAGGCCGUGCUCAAGGAGCGGCACCACACGAAGGUGCAGUACCAGCUCAAGUCGGAGCGCAUCUCGCUGGCACAGGUGUUCAGCAAGAUGGAGCAGGUGGUGGGCGUGCUGGGCAUCGAGGACUACUCGGUCAGCCAGACCACCCUGGACAACGUGUUUGUCAACUUCGCCAAGAAGCAAAGUGACAACCUGGAGCAGCAGGAGACAGAGCCGUCCUCGGGCCUGCAGUCCCCGCUGGGCCGGCUGCUGAGCCUGUUCCGGCCGCGGCCUGCGCCCACGGAACUGCGUGCCCUGGUGACCGAUGAGCCGGAGGAUCUGGACACAGAAGACGAAGGUCUCAUCAGCUUCGAGGAGGAGCGGGCCCAGCUCUCCUUCAACACGGACACGCUCUGCUGACUACUCGGGGUGGGCUCAAGGACACAGCGUGGGGACAAGAGUCCAGCAGGACGAGACAUACCACGCUCAUCUGCCAGGCCCUGGAAAGGGAGGUCCAGGACCACAGGCGUCCCCCGCAGCCUCGCCCCUUGCUGUGGCCACAGCAGCCACCUUCUCCCAUUCGUGCCAAAGGCCAGCCCAGCUUGGGCUGUGCACUCCCUCACCCGGCUUUGCCUUAAAGCCUGGGGUCUGUCCUGGCCCCUCACUCUCCCUCUCUGGCUCCGCCCAGUGUCCCAAGGCCAUCUGGGGUGACGUGUUCAUGGUCCCCCUCUGUGGGUCCCUUCCUGGCCAGACCCUGGACGGGCUUUCCUCUUAAUGGAAUCAGGGCAUAGCAGCGUUGGGGAUG